CAAAGUUGACCGGCAGGGCUGUCACGUCUUUGUUGCCUCUGUUGCACCGCAUAUGUGCAUCGAAUAGCGGGAUAGAUGGAACAAUAACAGCUACACGUACAGAAGACGCUCAUUCAAACCCUCGCCCGCAACAGUCCAACCACCCAAAAGAUGGAAGACAAGCUGAAUGGAUUCCCUGUUGUGUCCCCGGAGUAUCUUCAACAGUGGGUUCAGUCUGCACAGCAGUUUCAAGCUCUCCAGGCCCAAUAUUCAGGCUUCAACCACAACCAUCAGUCUCACUACCCAGAGGGGCCGACGGGAGAGACGGCCAUGGCACACAUGGCUUAUCCAGAACCCAUGAUGGAUCAGCAGGAACCUGCCGACCUGGCAAAACCCCCAUCCAAAAAAAGAGGCAGAGCAGCUCAACCCAAGGAACCCAAGGCACCGAAGCCACCGAAAGUCCCCAAGGCACCGAAGCCACCGAAAGCCCCCAAGGAACCAAAACCACCGAAAGCCCCCAAGGAACCAAAACCGCCGAAAGUCCCCAAGGCGCCGAAGCCGCCGAAGGACCCAAAUGCACCUAAAGCCAAACCGGGUCCUAAACCCAAGAAGGGCGCCGAGGCUCAGGCAGAUGGCAAGCAAGAGAAGAUCGAUGAGAGCUUCAAAAAGGUCAAGAGGAAAAUUGACCGCUUCAAGGGAAUGUCCGAGGAGGAAGUCAUGACGAAAACUCUACCAGACCUGCUGGACUACAACCUGGACUAUGUUAUUAUUGGUAUCAACCCAGGGCUGAUGGCGGCUUUCAUUGGACGGUGGUUUCCAGGUCCUGGAAAUCAUUUCUGGAAGUGCCUCUUUCUGUCUGGGUUUACCGAUGAGCAACUCAACCACGUGCAUGACACCGUCCUACCUGUCAAGUACAAGAUGGGCUUCACCAACAUGGUUGCCAGGGCGACACCAGGGAGCAAAGACCUCUCAACUAAAGAGUUACGCGAAGGAGGAAAAAUUCUUGUCGAGAAGCUGAAGAAAUUCAAGCCUCUUAUUGCUGUUUUUAAUGGAAAAUGCAUCUAUGAAAUGUUCUGCAGAGAGAUGUUUGGCAAGAAACCAAAGAAACUUGAUUUUGGUCUGCAGCCGCACACGAUCCCCGACUGUGAAGUGGCUCUGUACCUGAUGCCUUCGUCCAGCGCUCGCUGCGCUCAGUUCCCUCGAGCUCAGGACAAAGUCCACUUCUACAUCAAACUGAGGGAGCUCAGAGAUCAGCUGAAGGGCGUCCAGAAACCCGCCGAGAUCGAGGAGACCGAUUACUCCUUCGACCUGUCGUUGGCUAAAGAGGCUGCCAAGAAGUCGGCGAUAAAGGAGGAGCAGUACGAUCCCGGUUAUGAAGAUGCUUUCGGUGGCGUGUAUGCAGAGAGAGGACCCGACGGGGAGGAGCCCCAACCGCAGACCAACGGCCACUGUACGUUCUCUACUGCGGAAAACACAGAGGCAUGCAAGAAAAGUUUUCUUUAAAGGAAUUAAAGGUAACACCGGAAGGAGCACAGGAGGCGACCACGUCGCAGAUCCCAGAAGGCCAGCUCCCGGACGGCCAGUGGAUGACCCAGUCGUUUGCAGAUCAGAUCCCAGACAUCAGCGGGGCACCAAAGGAAGGCAGCGCACAAUGAGAAGACUUCCGGUUUUUAAAAAAAAUAUUUUUAUUUUUUAUUAUUAGUGUCCGAGUGGAAUAUACACACAUAGAUGGGACUUCUUUUUUUUGUGUGUGUGUGUGUAGAGUUUUUGCAGAUUAUUCUCUCUGCAUUUUUUUUUGUUUGUUUGUGGUCUUGUACUAAGGUAUGAUCAUCUUCACGACAGUCUUUUUUUUUUUUAAAUAUGUAAAAUCAGGGACUUGACAAUGAUGCUCGACUGUCUUUUUGAAGAAGGUCAUGCAUGUAUUUAAACGGUGGUUUUUGCCUUUUUUGUACCGUACUGCACUAUGAUGCAGUAAGUGUAAACAUUCACGGCUACUGUUUGGACAGUAGAUACAAACUCCAGAUGAUUAUUUUAUAAGUUUUGAUCGAUCAGUGUGAGCCUUUUAUUGGCCUCUUAUGUGAACAUUCACGGUGCUACGAAGUGACCGCGAUGCAAAGUGAUCACUGGGUGAACUCGUCGUGCACGUUGGGAGAUUCCCACUGAGGGAAUAUUCCUGGCAAGCCUUUCAACAUCAUUAUACAGGUUAUAUUUUAAUCUUUUUUUUUUUUUUUUUUUUUUGCUUUUAGGAAUUUUAGAAUUUUACAUUUUGUAUGUUUUAUGAAAUUGUCAUUCGCAAGGAAUUUUAUGAAACGUGUCCAUUAAAAUGUCUUGAUGAUGCCUUU
Molecule: messenger RNA, 2321 nt
Organism: Cyclopterus lumpus (lumpfish)
Lineage: Eukaryota; Metazoa; Chordata; Actinopteri; Perciformes; Cyclopteridae
Gene: tdg.1
Product: thymine DNA glycosylase, tandem duplicate 1
Exons: 12
Coding region: 151-1482 (443 amino acids)
Biological process (GO): base-excision repair, AP site formation
Cellular component (GO): nucleus
Molecular function (GO): mismatch base pair DNA N-glycosylase activity
Source: RefSeq, a predicted model, not a curated record